Molecule: messenger RNA, 1011 nt
Organism: Symbiodinium natans
Lineage: Eukaryota; Dinophyceae; Suessiales; Symbiodiniaceae
Source: the annotation of a GenBank genome assembly
AUGCUCGUGAACUCAAGCACGACGCCUGAGUUUCAGGCCAACAGGUCCGACAUCUCCUUGGGUCUUGGCUACGAACUCCUUGUUACAGCAGGCUCCCUUGUCUCCAACCAGACCAACACCACAUGGCUUUCAGCCUCGGAGGUGCAGCAUUUUCUUGGCGAUCCGGACGUUCUCCAUGCCAUCGGCCUGAUUCUAGGAACUGGGGCCAUCGUUUGGGGCAAGAGGCUUCCCCACAUGCUGGCUGCAGUGGCAUCGACAAGCCUUGGUCUGUGGAUUGGUCUGGUGGCACAGGAUAGGCAGCAGUUCAACAAGCCCGUUUGGGGUAUGGAGCUUCCAGAAGGAAAGUGGGUCCCGUGGGCAGCAGGAAUUUCAGCGGGUGCAGCUGCGGCGAUCCUGAGCUACUUCACCUGGAAGCUGGCCCUUGCCUUGCUUACUGGAGGCUUAGUGACCUUGCUCGCACUUGCAGCUUGUCGCUUGGCAAACGUGUCGCCAGAGAAAGUGUUUCAGUUGGGAUCCAACCUGCUCUCCUCCUAUCGCUUGGUUGGUGCUGUCGUGCUGACUAUUUCUGUCAUUGCAUUCUUCUUCAUGGUCCGGAAGUGCCAUGCGCAGAUGUCUGAAUUUGCAUCGGCGCAGCUGGGCACUUUGCUGUUGCUGUCUGCUGUUUCGCACUUUGCUGCGCGAGUUGGGGCAGAGGCUCCUUUCUCCUUGCUGGAUGACUUGGCACGAAUGGUUGCUGAGGUCCGUGCGGGGAACUGUCAUCUAUGGCAAACUGACGAGGCGCCCCAGGACGCAGGGAUGGCUGGGUGCGACUGUGGCGAGAAAUGCCGCACCGAGAUUGCCGCAUGGCUUGUGAGCUCUGCUACGGUUCUGCUGAGCCGGUGUUUGCUGCGAUGGCACCGUUCGCGCAAGGCAGACAAGCCUACUCAGGAGGAAACGGCUCCACUUGCAAGGGAGGGCUCAGGGCCAAAUGUGUCGCCACAGGUCCUGGGCGCUACAUCACCAGAAGCAUGA